Hemiscyllium ocellatum (epaulette shark) is the source of this 2886-nucleotide messenger RNA. Its product is annotated as interleukin-6 receptor subunit alpha-like. The coding region runs from base 210 to 1580 and encodes 456 amino acids. Lineage: Eukaryota; Metazoa; Chordata; Chondrichthyes; Orectolobiformes; Hemiscylliidae. Gene Ontology annotation, cellular component: membrane; external side of plasma membrane. Gene Ontology annotation, molecular function: cytokine receptor activity; protein binding. The transcript has 10 exons. Gene Ontology annotation, biological process: cytokine-mediated signaling pathway. The record is from RefSeq and is a predicted model, not a curated record.
ACUGAGCUGGGAAGUCAUUGCAGUUCAGUGUGUGUGUGUGUGUCAGUUCAAGGCAGUUUUCGAGAUAAGAGGAGCUCCAACAGGAAAGGUGGUUGUUGGAGGGGAGGGCGGGGGUGGGAGUCAGUGUGGCGAGGGGAAACAGAGCCUCUGCGUUCCGCCAAGCUGACAGUCAAUGAGCGCCCGCGCGGUGCGGUUGGUGCCACUCAGAGAUGGGACUUGACGGUGCCCGCUACCUCGUCGCUCUCCUGGUCCUUACGUCCUGCACACCAGCUCGGAGCAGGGACACUUGCUCCCCCACAGUGACUCCCAAUGGCACGAGAGCUGCCCUCUUUGGUGAACGUGUCAUCAUGGAAUGUGGAACAGACAAAAUGCACGGCUUGGACGAAAUUGAAUGGAGGUUGAACAACAAGAGACUGAGCCCUUCAGAUCGCCACAUCAUGAACUCCACCACCCUGAUCUUAAACUCCACGCAACUUAAAGACACCGGCAACUACAUGUGCCUGCGGAACAACACACCAGUAUUAAGGGUCCGACUAAUUGUCCAACAGAUCCCAAGGGCUCCAAUCCUUUCAUGCUUUGUCAAGUCAUACCUGAGCCCCAUCAGGUGUCAGUGGAGGUCAGAGGAGCUGAACAGACUUACCAAAUGCACGCUCUCCUUCCGAAAAAGCGUGAAGCAGGCCGUGUCCCAGAAAGCCUGCCGCCUGUACACCGGGAAGCGGGUGUGUGUCUGCCUACACCCCCACAAGGAGGGAGAGGACUCCACCGUCAUCAUGGCGCUCACCGUCUCCAACAGCGUCGGCUGUGCCACCAGCGAAGAGAAGAUGUUCAAACUGGAACAGCUCCUGAAACCUGACCCUCCGGAAUCGGUCAAAAUAAAGCCAGUGCUCAAAGCCGCUCAUAAACUGUCGGUGAGCUGGUCGUACCCUCAGACCUGGCAGACAGGGUUCUACGCACUCAAGUUUCAACUUGCCUACAGCAUGGAGAACACAGACAUGUUUCAGAACAAGGUCAGCCUACUGGAAACCAGUUUUGUGAUCACUGAUGCCUUGCCUGAUAUGAACUACACCGUGAGGGUCCGAGCGAAGGAGGAGUUUGAUCAUGGAGCGUGGAGUAACUGGAGUGAGCCUGUGUAUGGCAUGCCAUGGGCAGAUCCCGAGAGAAACAAGAUUCCUGAGGACAACACCGAAGGCCUUCCCUCUGGCCUUGCGGAGUGUGAAGACUGUGACUGGGAGGAAACCACACCACAGGAGUCUCAAUCUGAACAGUGGGGGAACUUUCCCUGGUACGGUUUGUUACUGCUCACGGUGAGCCUUUCGCUUGUGAUUGGCCUGUUCGCCGUGAUAGUCAUCAGGUACCGAAAGAAGUGGAAGGGGCAGUCUGCCAAGAAGGGCAGCGGUGGGCACCCCCCUGAGUAUCUGCCCGUGCGGCUGCUCACCGUCUCUGAUGGCGACGGUGCAUCCAAGGCCCCAGAGUGCAUCGCUGAGACUGCCCUGCAGUGCGGCUCCUCUCCCGCCAACGCCUCAGAUGAUCAGCCGCAUUUCGACCUGAUAAACAUGGGCUACUUCUACAUCCCGCAAUAAACAAAAGGCACGGAAUACUGCCUUUCUCGAUUAGAGACAGAGAGGGAAGCAAAUCCUCAGACUAAGUACGACCUCACGCUGCUGCUGACUGCCAACAGAGAAUGUCUUCCAUCUCCAUCCAUUGGUGGGAAGGACGUUGACAGUCCUGGGGUUCCCCACCCCCGAAGACAGGUGACAAAGCUGAACACAGUGUUGGGGGGGGGGGGUCCUGUCCUGUCCUGUCUGCUUCCGUGCCUUUGCUCGCGCUACAUGCCACGCACGCUCUCCGUGCCCGCUACCGGCCGUGCCGCGGGGCAGACUCCCCUCCAGCGGGCUGAACGGUCAAUUCUUGUUUCGACCAUCUACCUCACCGGGCAGCCACCUCGGCUUGUCGUGCCUUGGCCCCAGCCGGGAAGGCAUCGAGACGGAGGAAAUGCCAUUUCUCUGUGACCACUGCCCAGCCGGCUGUCGGCAACCAGCAGAUGACCGGGUCUGACGCUGACCUCGCCAGGGAGGCUUGGGACUGUGCAGGUCAAAGUUCGCCUGGGGGCUUCCACCCCGCUGAGCUCUCGGGCGUCCAUUUUCAUUCAGGCAAAAUGGAACGUGCUCACCACAAAAUGGUGACAGACCGAAAAGAGGAUCAAGGUGCCAGUGGGAUGAACUUUUUAAGACUGUUCCAACUUCCUUUUUGUUUUGUAAAAUUCCUGUAUGCUCAAUGGCAGACGUUUCCUUUCAGCGUUGUUUCUUAGCUUGAAUGUGCCACUUAUAAACAAAGAUGGAAACGGCUGCAAAAAAGCUCAGCAGGUCUGGCAGACAACCGUAGAGAGAAAUCAGAGUUUUGGGUCAGUGACCCUUUCUCAGAGCUGAUAGUUGCUGGGGAAAAUGUCUCUUCAUAUACAGAAGAAAGGGAGGGGGUAAGGAAUAAACGAUAGUUGAGGGUAGAGUAGGAAGAGAGAGAACAGUUGGACAGACAAAGGAGUGGAUAGCAGUCUGGCUGGGAGGCUGAAUAGCUGUCAGUGGCUAACCAUUGUGUGUAAGAGCAGACUGUGUGAUAACAAGGCCUGGCUGGGGGGGGGGUGGGACAUGGGAGAGCUGAGACCCUAAAGUUAUUGAACUUGACAUCGAAUCUGGACAGAUGCAGGGUUCCCAGGUGGAAAGUGACAUGCUGUUCUUCCAGUAUGUGCUGAGCUUGGCUGGAGCAGACCUGAGACAGAGCGGUGUUGCCCAGGGAACAGGGUGGGGUGUUAAAGUCAAAGUGUGUGGUGCUGGAAAAGCGCAGCCGUCAGCGUUUCGAAUAUGAUCUCUUCAUCAGGAAUGAAGGGGUGGC